Molecule: messenger RNA, 1905 nt
Organism: Huiozyma naganishii CBS 8797
Lineage: Eukaryota; Fungi; Ascomycota; Saccharomycetes; Saccharomycetales; Saccharomycetaceae
Gene: AGP1
Product: amino acid transporter AGP1
Exons: 1
Coding region: 1-1905 (634 amino acids)
Biological process (GO): amino acid transmembrane transport
Cellular component (GO): membrane
Molecular function (GO): amino acid transmembrane transporter activity
Source: RefSeq, a predicted model, not a curated record
AUGCCGAGCUCGUCAGAUCUCGAAAACUCGAACUACGAGUUGAAAGAGGUCAAUAAGAAACAGGACUACAACGUCUCCACGGAACAAGAGAACGAAAUCGAGUACUUCGAGACUCUCAAGGGUAAGAAUGCAGCGACCACAAGAGAGGAAGAGUACGAUUUCACCACGGAUUCCACUUCGGGUCGCAAGAGACACGGCGUCAAGGGUUACUUCCGUGAUUUCAUAGACUCCUUCAAGCCAGCGGAGAACCCUCAGCCACACACGAAUCUGGAUAUGGAACUCGUUGGUGUCACCUCGGAGACUAUAGAACAACAUAAGAAGGACGAAGGUGACACAGGUGAUAAAUUGAAGAAGACUAUCCAGCCGCGCCACGUCAUCCUCAUUUCUUUGGGGACCGGGAUCGGUACAGGGCUGCUUGUCGGGAACGGUGCGACACUGGCACAGGCGGGGCCCGCAGGGUUGGUCAUCGGGUACGGUAUCAUGGGGUCCCUCAUCUACUGUAUCAUUCAGGCGUGUGGGGAAAUGGCAGUCAAUUACUUGACUCUCGUCGGUGGGUUCAACGCGUACCCUACUUUCUUAAUCGACCCUGGGUUCAGUUUCGCCACGGCGUGGGUCUACUGUCUACAGUGGCUGUGUGUCUGCCCCUUGGAACUGGUUACCGCAUCGAUGACUAUCAAGUACUGGACUACGAAAGUGGAUCCAGACGUGUUCGUCAUCAUAUUCUACGUGUUCAUCUUGGGGAUCAAUAUCCUGGGUGGUGCAAGAGGUUACGCGGAGGCCGAGUUCAUCUUUAACUCGUGCAAGAUUCUUAUGAUGAUAGGGUUUUUCAUCCUGGGGAUCAUUAUCAUCUGUGGUGGUGCGGGGACAGACGGUUACAUUGGUGGGAGAUACUGGCAUGAUCCAGGUGCAUUCAGAGGUGAAAGAGCCGUGGAUAGAUUUAAAGGUGUUGUCGCGACUUUGGUCACUGCAGCUUUCUCCUUCGGGCAAUCCGAGUUCAUCGCCGUCACAGCUUCGGAACAAUCAAACCCAAGGAGAGCUAUCCCCUCCGCGGCAAAGAAAAUUAUCUACAGAGCACUGUGCAUCUACCUUGCAUCCAUCAUCUUGCUCGGGUUUUUGGUCCCUUACAACUCCUCACAGUUGCUAGGUGCCCAAUCGAACGGUAUUAAGGCAUCCCCAUACGUCUUGGCGGUCGCCAAUCACGGUGUUAGAGUCGUCCCCCAUUUCAUCAACGCGGUGAUCAUCAUUUCAGUGCUGUCCGUGUCCAAUUCCGCGUUUUACUCCUCCCCACGUAUGCUGUUGACUCUAUCGCAACAAGGGUUUGCUCCGAAGAUCUUCUCCUACGUCGACAGAGCGGGGAGACCCACCAUGGGUAUCAUUGUGGCAUCACUGUUCGCCGUCAUCGCUUUCUGUGCGACUUCUCCAAAGGAGGACCAAGUGUUUACGUGGCUAUUGGCCGUUUCCGGUCUAUCCCAAAUCUUCACCUGGAUGUCCAUUUGUCUGUCUCACUUGAGGUUCAGAAGAGCAAUGACCGUCCAAGGGAGGUCCUUGGGAGAGUGUGGGUUCCUGUCGCAAGUGGGGAUCUAUGGGUCUGCAUACUCAUUCUUUGUCCUCGCUUUGAUCCUGGUUGGUCAAUUCUGGGUCGCUUUGAAACCCGUUGGUAGCAAGAAAGUAGACGCUAAUUCAUUCUUCGAGAACUACUUGGCGGCUCCUAUCUGGAUAGCCCUGUAUAUCGGCUACAAAUGUUAUACGAAGGACUGGAGACUAUACAUUAAGUCUCAAGACAUUGAUCUGGUUGCGCAUAGACAAAUAUACGAUGAGGAUAUUUUAAGACAGGAAAGAGAAGAGGAGACAGAAAGGUUGAAGAACGGUCCAUACUGGAAAAGGGCAUACUCGUUCUGGUGCUAA